Molecule: messenger RNA, 1623 nt
Organism: Emiliania huxleyi CCMP1516
Lineage: Eukaryota; Haptophyta; Isochrysidales; Noelaerhabdaceae
Exons: 9
Coding region: 1-1623 (540 amino acids)
Source: RefSeq, a predicted model, not a curated record
AUGGUCAAGCAGAGGUCAAACAGAGCGGGCGCCGCGGGCGCCACACCCAGAUCGCGCUUCAUCAACAGAGCGGAGCUGCAAAAGGCGAUCUUGGCGCAGGACGUCGCCGCCGCACGGGUCUGCCUCGACAGCGGCAUCAGCCCAGACACCAAUAUGACCGACUACGCCUGCCAUGCGCUUGCGGCCAACGGUGGGAGGUCCCAGCAAGUGGUCCACGACCAGCGGACAGCGAUCGCCCAGUUGCUGGGACUCGCCUCCGACAGCCUGAAGGCCGACGUCGAGAAGGCCAUCUCGCCGCUCUCCGUCAGCGAGGCGCUCUACGAAGCUGCCCUGGCCGGCUGGCUCUGGCUGCUCGAGCAGAUGCUGAAGCAUGGCGCAGACGUCCUCGCGCUCCUCCUCGAGGCGAGGGCCAACCCCGACACCGCCUCCGCGGCGAGCGGCCACACGGCGCUGUCCAGCGCCUGCUCCACCGGCCUGGAGAAGUGCGCGCUGCUCCUCGAGUGCUAUGGCGCCCGGCGCCACACGGCUCACAGAGUCCCGGAGGCGCUGUCCGGUGGCGAACUCGAGACGAUCGAGGUCGACCAGCUCGCCUCUGUGGCCGAGUUGGUCGACUGUGGCAUGCGCGACUUCAUGCUCGACACGUCUGACUGGGUCUCGCCGCUGCCCUUCUGGCUUGUGGCGCCACUCGCCCGCACCCGCGCCCUGCUGCGCGACGGCGCGGAGACGUGGCCGGCGAGCGCAGACGUGUUUGCCACCCUCGAGCUCCCGCGGCGCUGGAGGGACGCGCGCCGCGACUGCCACGCGACGCCGAUGGCCGACGCGCGCGCGUGGCUUGCGGGCAAGCGCGUCGGCGCGCUGUGGCCGUCGCAAGCCGACAGCUGGUCGGAGCCGGGCAGGCGCAGCGCGGUCGAGGGGCGGGUGGAGGAGGCGCACGUCACCGCGGCCGCGGCGCUGCUCGUCGAGGCGCGAGAGCGGUCGCACGCCCUCUUCCCGCCCCAGAUGCGAGCCCGCGCCUGCGACCUCGCCUGGCUCGGCCACUUGGCAGCCCGCGCCCUCGAGGCGCUCGCCGAGGAGCGCGCAUUCGAUGCGAUCAUUGGCGAGCGCGAGCGCGCCGUCGAGCUGGGCGUGCUGCGCGAGGCAGAGGCGGAGGUGGACGCGCUGACCGACGCGAUCGCCCGCGGCAAGCUGAGCGUGCGCGACGCGCUGCAACAGCACCGGCCCGCGGUGGCGGCGCUGGACCCGGCGUGCGUCGCUCGUGCGCCGCACUUCUCCGCCGUCGCGCUGCUCGACGCGUGGCGGGACCGCAUCAUGCCGCAAGCGCUGCGGCGCGACGACCGGGCGCUGUGGUAUUGCUCCCCCGGCCAUGGGUCGAUGCAGGCGGCUAGCCAGCUCUCGGACGCGCUCUACAUGUCGAGUCGCCAGCCGGCCCGUUGGCUCGGUGGCACCACGGUCCUGAUCUCUGGAGUCAGGAGCGCUGCCCACGCGCACCUCAACGGCACGACGGGCACUAUCCGCGACAUGUUCCCGACCGCGAGCGGGCGCUGGCCAGUCCGGACGGACUGGGGCGUGCUCGCGCUAAAGCCGGAGAACAUCGCGCCGGCUGGCCUGGAGGCUUUCCGCUGA